UGGCAACAAAUAAUAUACAUAACAGAACUUUACCAAAACCUGCCAUCUCUACACAGAACGUGUGCGUAUCUACUCCACGUUUCACUUUAUUCUGUUGCCACGUCAUCAAUCAAAUCCUCAACUAUUUUCCAUUUAAACCUCCAAAAAAAAAAAGAUUCAAAUUAUACUCGCAGAAAAAAAACAAAGAAACAUAGCUAAUGGCAUUAGAAUGGGUAAUUCUAGGCUAUGCUGCAGCAGCAGAAGCAGUUAUGGUACUACUUUUGACUCUUCCGGGUACAUAUCCGUUACGUUCAGGUUUACUAUCCGUAACUCGAAAUCUCCUAAAACCAUUUCUUUCUGUAGUUCCGUUUUGUUUGUUUUUGUUGUUGGAUAUUUAUUGGAAGUACGAGACUCGGCCGAAGUGUAAAUCGGCCGAGUCUUGUACUCCCACGGAGCUGAUGAGGCAUCAGAAAUCGAUGGUGAAGAGCCAGCGUAACGCGCUGUUGAUCGCGUCAGCGUUGAUGUUUUACUGGCUGCUUUAUUCGGUGACUAGGUUGGUUACUCGCGUGGAACUAUUGAAUCAACGGGUUGAAAAGUUGAAGAAUCAAGAAUAAUAUUUAAGAUCACAAAAUAGGAGUUAAAUUAAGUAGUUGUUUUUUUUUUUUGAGUAUUUCGUGUUUGGUUUCUCUGUAAUGUAUUGCAAAGUUUUAUGAGUAUGGAGUAGUUAUUCUGUUAAUAAUUGUUUAUG
Solanum lycopersicum (tomato) is the source of this 727-nucleotide messenger RNA. RefSeq lists its product as uncharacterized. The record is from RefSeq and is a predicted model, not a curated record. NCBI's taxonomy places the organism in Eukaryota, Viridiplantae, Streptophyta, Magnoliopsida, Solanales, Solanaceae. Gene Ontology annotation, biological process: intracellular protein transport; endoplasmic reticulum to Golgi vesicle-mediated transport. Gene Ontology annotation, cellular component: endoplasmic reticulum; endoplasmic reticulum membrane.